Messenger RNA from Botrytis sinoallii, 1320 nucleotides. RefSeq lists its product as uncharacterized. Gene Ontology annotation, cellular component: proteasome regulatory particle, base subcomplex. The transcript is spliced from 6 exons. NCBI's taxonomy places the organism in Eukaryota, Fungi, Ascomycota, Leotiomycetes, Helotiales, Sclerotiniaceae. Gene Ontology annotation, molecular function: ATP hydrolysis activity; ATP binding; proteasome-activating activity. Gene Ontology annotation, biological process: proteasome-mediated ubiquitin-dependent protein catabolic process. The record is from RefSeq and is a predicted model, not a curated record. Bases 1 to 1320 code for a protein of 439 amino acids.
AUGGUCAGCGCAAAGGGGCAAAACUGGGAGAACUAUAAGAAGGACUUCGCCGACGACGAGGUUGAGGAGAAGAAGAUUACACCUUUAUCAGAUGAAGAUAUUCAAGUCCUAAAAACCUAUGGCGCAGCUCCAUAUGGUGCCGCGCUAAAGAAACUCGAACAACAGAUCAAAGAGAAGCAAACAAGUGUGAAUGAGAAGAUUGGCGUAAAGGAAUCAGAUACCGGAUUGGCGCCACCUCAUUUGUGGGAUGUAGCAGCAGAUAGACAACGGAUGUCAGAAGAGCAACCUUUACAAGUUGCAAGAUGUACGAAGAUUAUCCAAGACGAGAAGGAUACAGAAAAGAGCAAAUAUGUCAUCAACGUUAAGCAGAUCGCGAAAUUCGUUGUAAACCUUGGCGACCGUGUCAGUCCUACAGAUAUUGAGGAAGGAAUGAGAGUUGGUGUCGACCGCAACAAGUACCAAAUCUUAUUACCCUUACCUCCGAAGAUCGAUGCUAGCGUUACGAUGAUGACAGUUGAGGAGAAGCCUGAUGUUACAUAUGGUGAUGUUGGAGGUUGUAAGGAACAGGUCGAAAAGCUACGAGAAGUCGUCGAAAUGCCACUGUUAUCACCAGAGCGAUUUGUCAACCUUGGUAUCGACCCACCCAAAGGUGCUUUACUUUAUGGUCCUCCAGGAACUGGAAAAACACUUUGCGCUAGAGCUGUCGCCAACAGAACCGAUGCUACAUUUAUUCGUGUUAUUGGUAGUGAGUUGGUGCAGAAAUAUGUCGGAGAGGGUGCUAGAAUGGUUCGUGAAUUGUUCGAAAUGGCGAGGACGAAGAAAGCUUGUAUCAUUUUCUUCGAUGAGAUUGAUGCAGUUGGAGGGGCUCGUUUCGAUGAUGGUGCCGGUGGAGACAACGAAGUACAAAGAACCAUGUUGGAAUUGAUUACCCAACUUGAUGGAUUCGACGCGAGAGGAAACAUCAAGGUCAUGUUCGCUACAAACAGACCUUCUACCCUGGAUCCCGCGUUGAUGAGACCUGGACGUAUCGAUAGAAAGAUUGAGUUCUCGCUACCAGAUCUCGAGGGACGAGCAAACAUUCUUAGAAUCCACGCCAAGAGUAUGUCUGUCGAGAGAGACAUUAGAUGGGAAUUGAUUUCACGUCUUUGCCCUAACUCUACCGGUGCUGAACUUCGAAGUGUUUGCACAGAAGCAGGAAUGUUUGCCAUUCGUGCUAGAAGAAAGGUCGCGACAGAAAAGGAUUUCUUGAGCGCAGUUGACAAGGUCAUCAAGGGUAACUUGAAGUUUAACUCCACUGCCACUUAUAUGCAAUACAACUAG